Molecule: messenger RNA, 360 nt
Organism: Helianthus annuus (common sunflower)
Lineage: Eukaryota; Viridiplantae; Streptophyta; Magnoliopsida; Asterales; Asteraceae
Product: integrin-linked protein kinase 1-like
Exons: 2
Coding region: 1-360 (119 amino acids)
Molecular function (GO): protein binding
Source: RefSeq, a predicted model, not a curated record
AUGCAGGUGCAAAAAACCGACUCAGAUGGCAAGUAUCGCCUUCUUUACUGCUCGAGUAAAGGCAACAAAUGUGGGGUUAUGCAAGAACUUGAUAAGGGUGUAGAACCGAAUGCAGAAAAUUAUGAUAAAAGAACUGCACUUCACUUAGCUGCUUGUGAAGGCUGUACAGAAAUUGUUAUUUUACUUCUUGAGAAAGGCGCGGAUGUCAACUCUAUUGACCGUUGGGGUCGUACGCCACUUUCGGAUGCACGUGGCAUGGGUCACACUGAAAUUUGCAAAAUCCUCGAGGCAUAUGGAGGAAACGAUCCGGUAAUUCAUUUUCUUAAACAUGUACCCCUUAACUUCAGAGAAAAAGUGUGA